Magallana angulata is the source of this 2071-nucleotide messenger RNA. Its product is annotated as multiple epidermal growth factor-like domains protein 11. Lineage: Eukaryota; Metazoa; Mollusca; Bivalvia; Ostreida; Ostreidae. The coding region runs from base 361 to 1533 and encodes 390 amino acids. Gene Ontology annotation, molecular function: scavenger receptor activity. The record is from RefSeq and is a predicted model, not a curated record. The transcript is spliced from 10 exons.
CGGUACUGGAGAAUAUGGAUUUUAUUUUAAGCAGAGAUGCUGUGCGUUCCACAACUCGUCAGAAAUUUGUCACUAAUUGACAGGAGAGUGUAUUUAUGGAUGCAACGAUGGCGGGAAUGGGUGCAAUUUAUAGAACAAACGCUUUUGCGGGAAAGUCAUGUAACAAAUCCAGGAGACGGAGACAAUAUUGCGUCACUGUACAUUGUUUUAGGAGCAUUCUGUGUCUCCAAGUAAAGACAAAGAAAAUAACAUGAAACAGGACAAUAUGAACAACGAUUAAGGAAACAGCAUUUACACAGGAUAUAAGUGGGUAUGAUUCAAUGAUUGGUCGACACGAAGACAUCUACCAGGAACUUCAAAAUGUUACUACCGACAGAAAACAUUGCAUUGAAUAAGCCAGCAUCGCAGCAGCAUCCAUAUCCUGAUAGACCACAGUGGGGAGCGGAUCGUGCAGUCGACGGACUAAAAUCUAAUUUAGAUAUACUUGGUGAACAGUGCACAAUAUCAGCAGACAAAUAUCUCACAUCAGAAUGGCGGGUGGACCUGCAAGAAGUACUCAGUAUACACCAUAUAUUUAUACAGUACAGGACGGGAAACGUUGUUUGGGACAAAAAUAACGGAUACACCAGUAGAUUCUUGGGAUUUUCGGUAUACAUAUCGAACACAACAGACAAAAAGGACGGGACAUUAUGUUUUAAGGACACCAGCUAUACCAGAGCCACAAUUCCCAAUCCUACAAACAUAACGUGUUUCACACAUGGGAGAUACGUCAUCUACCACAACAAUAGGACUCAGCCUGAGUUUCCUCCUGGGUAUUCUAUGAACGCAUACAACGAGCUGUGUGAAGUAGAAGUGUACGGUUGUCCUGAGCUAGGAUAUGACGGAGAGAAUUGCUCCUCACUGUGUCCAGAAAAGUGUAAAGAUGACCAGUGUUACGCUGGAAAUAAAACGUGUCUGAGUUGCGUUGCGGGUUACAUUGGCUCACAAUGCAUUGAAGAAUGUGAUGGAGGUACAUUUGGUGCACGCUGUAUCAACAUGUGCGGAAAAUGUGCACAGAAUGAACAUUGUCACCAUAUUAACGGCUCCUGUAUGAAUGGAUGUGACCCAGGAUUUUAUGGACACCAAUGCAAAAAGAUUUGUGAAACUGGUAAAUAUGGCAUUGAUUGCCAGCAGAGAUGCAGUGCAUUUUGCCAUACGUCAGGGAUUUGUCAUCAUAUAACCGGGGCGUGUAAAGACGGUUGCAAAAGUGGAUGGAAGGGAACAGAGUGCUUGGAAGUGCAGGAUUAUGGUAAAACGUCUACGACCCUGUAUGUUGUGAUAGCAUCUCUCAGUGUCUUAGUUAUAAAUAAUGUCGUACUAGUUCUCUACGUCAUCCUACUGUGCAAACACAGUAAAAAUCAAAAGAAGAACAAAGCAUAUGAACAGAACAAAAAGGAAAACAUGUUUACACAGGAUACAAGUGGGUACGAUUCGGUGAUUAGUCGAGCCGAAGAAAACUACCAGGAAUUAGCAAUAGUCACCGCCGAUCGAUGAACGAUAACAAUGUUAAUAACAUUUACUUUGUCAUUGAAACCUAACAUACUUUAACAAAUUCUCUUUAUUUACCACUGUGUAUUGAAACAAUUAUUUUUGGCAAGAAAGGAAUUGGGGUAAAAUUCGAGCUACUUAAAUUGCAUUUGUCUUCUAAUUGUAAUGCGCAAUGUCAAUCCACAUCUUUGAUAAACUUUAAGAUUAGACAGUAUUUUAAUAAUGUAUCAUUAAUAUGUAAAAUAUAGUUUCCUGCAUACUCAGUUUCACUAGAUUCUUACCGAAUAAAAUGACAAUGCUGAUGUGUAUAACUAUCAAAUAUAACAUCAAAUGUAUAUCACCAUGAACAUGUUAUAAAUAUGUAAGUUGCUGUCCAAAGAAAAAGUGGUCCACAGUCAAUUUAGAGAACAGAAUAUAACCGAAACAGAAUAUAACUGCAACCGAAUAUAACUAGAUUUUUUUGAUUGUUUUGAUUACACUUAUAUGCUACAUUUGUGUUUUUUGUUUUGUUUUGUUGUUUGUAUUGUGUUAAAUAAGAACCAAU